This is a messenger RNA of Dictyostelium purpureum, 1782 nucleotides long. RefSeq lists its product as uncharacterized. Lineage: Eukaryota; Evosea; Eumycetozoa; Dictyosteliales; Dictyosteliaceae. The record is from RefSeq and is a predicted model, not a curated record. The coding region runs from base 1 to 1782 and encodes 593 amino acids. The transcript has 4 exons. Gene Ontology annotation, molecular function: zinc ion binding; nucleic acid binding.
AUGUUUAAAAACACAACAGUUAAUAAAGAUAGUAGUAAACCUUUAAAAAAUAAUGGUAGUGAAAGUAGUAGCAGUAGUAAUAAAAUAACGCCAACAAAUAAUUUAAGUAAUAAUGAUAAUAAUCCAUCAGGUUCAAAUAUUAAUACAUCAGGUUUAGGAAGAAGUGAUGAAUUUAAAGAAUAUUUGUUAAAAGAGAUAGCCAUUCUCAAAUUAGAAAACGAUAGAUAUAGAAAUCAAAGUUUUGGGUAUGAAAGAAAGAGAAAACCAUUGUCAGAAGAUGCAAAAUUUGUAGGAGGUUUUUCAAUGGGUUUUGAAAAAACAUGGGAUUUAUUCGAAUUCCAAUUUAGAUAUCAUUUUGGUCCACGUUUUGAUAAUCCAGAUUUAGUUUCAAGUUUAAAAGGUGACGCAUUAAUUUAUUUACAAAGAACAGACCCAAAUGGAAAUAAGACUGCAGAAGAGAAUUUAGUACAGUUAAGAAAACAUUAUCAAGAUCUCCCUACUACAUUAUUACUCAAAUUUAGUGAAUUUACCAGAACGGGCAAAUUCGAAUCAUUAGAACGUUUAUUAUUAGUCUUCGAUACAGUUCGUACGAGAGCAAAAUUAUCAGAUGAUGCUGCAAUAGUCACUCUUAAGACAGCCCUGGGUAUGAAUUUCUCAAAAGCUUUAAUGGUAGAUAUUUCAGAUGUAGAAGGUUAUACAUCAUUUCAGAAAUUUAGUGAAAAAAUCGUUCGUCUCGAAAAGAAUUAUCAAUUAACAAUGGGUAAAUCUCUUUAUUUACGCCAAGAUGAAAUUCAAGGUGUAUUUGGUGCCAGUGUUUCAAGUUCAGGAUUAACUCCAGUAGUCAGUAAUGAAGUAACAGUAAUAGAUGUCAAUAGAAAUAGUGGGGUUAAAUGUUUUAAUUGUGGUAAUCCAAAUCAUUUAGCUAGAGAAUGUAGAGAAAAGUAUAAUAAUAGUAAUAGAAGAGAUAAUUAUCAGUCAAAAUUCAGUAAUAAUAGAUCAAAUAACAAUAACUAUAGAUCAAAUAAUGUCUUACAUUUUGAGCCAGUUCAAGAACCAUCAUUAAAUAAAGUCGACUCAUCAUUGGUAAAUAAUAAAUUAUUUAAUAAUCAAUCUUCAAAAACAAAUAAUAAUAUUCAAUCACAUUCAAAAGAUAGCAAUAAUAAUAAUUUUCAAACAUCAUCAGCUCAUAUUAAUAAUAGUAUUAUGGAUAAUCAACAAUCACCAUUAGAUAAUAAUAAUAAUAAUCAUGAUGAUAAUAACAAAAGUAAAAAUAAUAAUAAAGUCGAAGAUAUUGUCAAAUUUAAUAAAUAUAGUAUAGAAUUAUUAGAAAAGAUCGAUUUUAGUCCACAGCCAUAUCAAAAAGAAAUAGUAACACCACCAAGACCAGAUAUAGAUUUUAAAGUAGCUCAAGAUAGUUCAAUCAUUUUAACACCUCAACAAGCAAAAUUCGAUCAAUUAAAGAAAAAUUAUUCAGAGAUUAUUCCAGAAAAGUUAAAGAAAGAAAGUCUAGCAAAACAAAUAUAUCAUAGUAUUCCAUUCAUAGACGGUACAGAAGAAUCAAAACUUCAUCAAGCACCAUAUCCAGUUUCAGCUUUGAAAAUGUCACAUGAAUCUGGAUUAAAGAAUCAUUGUAAAUUUAACGAAAAAGAAAUCAUUGAAUUUACAUCUUUUUGCACAAACCAAAUAUGCAACAGAAACCAAUUAAUACUAACAAAAAUCAUCAACAAAAACAAACCACUCAAUCUAUUAAUAGAAAAACCACAAAACGACACAAACCUAUAA